UCUGGGCGGAUCCGGAGCUAUUGCUGCUGCUGCUCCUCCCUCCUCCCUCCUUACUGUCUCUUUCCCCCUCUCCUCCUGCAAAGAUGGCAACCGAGGGGCUGAAGGAGAACGAGACCCUGGCGUCCCUGAAGAACGAGGCCGAGAGCCUCAAGGGCAAGCUGGAGGAGGAGAGGGCCAAGCUGCACGACGUGGAGCUUCAUCAGGUGGCGGAGCGUGUGGAAGCUUUGGGUCAGUUUGUGAUGAAGACAAGGAGGACACUGAAAGGCCAUGGCAAUAAAGUCCUCUGCAUGGACUGGUGCAAAGAUAAAAGAAGAAUUGUCAGCUCUUCCCAGGAUGGGAAGGUGAUUGUUUGGGAUGCCUUCACUACCAAUAAGGAACAUGCGGUGACGAUGCCUUGCACCUGGGUAAUGGCAUGCGCUUAUGCCCCUUCAGGAUGUGCCAUUGCUUGUGGGGGUUUGGACAACAAGUGCUCUGUGUAUCCACUGGCAUUUGAAAAAAAUGAGAAUAUGGCGGCCAAGAAGAAAUCAGUUGCCAUGCACACCAAUUACCUGUCGGCUUGCAGCUUCACAAAUUCGGAUAUGCAGAUCUUGACUGCUAGUGGAGAUGGCACCUGUGCACUCUGGGACGUGGAAAGUGGUCAGCUUCUGCAGAGUUUUCAUGGCCAUGGAGCAGAUGUCUUGUGCUUGGAUCUUGCUCCUUCAGAGACAGGGAACACGUUUGUGUCAGGGGGGUGUGAUAAAAAAUCCAUGGUUUGGGACAUGAGGACUGGCCAGUGCAUCCAGUCAUUUGAAACCCACGAAUCGGAUAUCAAUAGCGUCAGGUACUACCCAAGUGGAGAUGCCUUUGCCUCUGGCUCAGAUGAUGCCACAUGUCGUUUAUAUGACCUGCGGGCAGACAGAGAAGUGGCCAUUUAUUCCAAAGAGAGCAUCAUCUUUGGGGCAUCCAGUGUGGACUUUUCCCUUAGUGGCCGCUUACUAUUUGCUGGCUACAAUGAUUACACCAUAAACGUGUGGGAUGUUCUGAAAGGGGCUCGUGUUUCUAUCCUGUUUGGCCAUGAGAAUCGAGUUAGCACUUUGAGGGUUUCGCCUGACGGGACGGCCUUCUGCUCAGGAUCCUGGGAUCACACUCUAAGGAUCUGGGCUUAACCCCCAGUGCUGUUGGCAGAUACGUGUUAAAAUUGUAAUGAGAUGGGGGGGAAAUGAACACCUCGGAUCGGAAAAAGGAAAAGCUACAAUAACGAAAGGAAAUGCAACAGAGUGAUAAUUGAAAGAUUGAAUGCGACAUUGUCAGUGUUUUAUCAUGUUGUUGCCCAGACACACUCACUAUUGGUUAGAAAAGGUAAUAUACUUUUAUCAUACAGUGGGGGGUGGGGUGGGGAAUCUAUGUGUGGCAUAAUAAUAAUAAGAAGCAGCUGUUUUUACUUCUGUUUUUGAAACUACCUUUUUUUAAAAAAAGAAAUGGUUUAAUAAUUCUCCGAGACAGACCUCUGUCAAAAUAACUGUUGGAACAGAAUCUAGUAUUUCAUGACACAUUAUGUAUCUAGCACUUGCGUGUAAUUGCAUUUCUUCCUGAAGUCAACUUGGAAAGAAAACCAGAGUAUCUGAGGGUUCAUUCUCUUGUUCCAUGGAAGCCACUAAGGAGAAAAUAUGAAGGAUUGCCCUUCCUCUCCCUGUCCUUCUGUGUUUUCCAUAAUAGGAAGAUCUCACACCAGUGUGGUAUGUCGAACUAGGACUGGGAAGACCCAGGCCCAAAUCCCCUGGCCAGGAAUCUCUGGGUGAGCUAUGGCCAUACAAUAUCUUUCAAUCUACCCUACCUGACAGAGGAGUUGUGAAAAUAAAAUGGGAGAGUGUUAUUGUGAUGUGAGAAGAGUGCAUGGGCAGGUCCUGAUAUGAAACAACCUGCCCUCAUUCAUAUAAGACAUGGGUAGCUAAACUAAGGCCCAGGGGCCGGAUCCGGCCCAAUCGCCUUCUAAAUCCAGCCUAAAUCUGCGCACGGUCCGAGAAACAGCGUGUUUUUACAUGUGUAGAAUGUGUCCUUUUAUUUAAAAUGCAUCUCUGGGUUAUUUGUGGGGCAUAGGAAUUCGUUCAUCCCCCCCCCCAAAAAAUAGCCCGGCCCCCCACAAGGUCUGAGGGACAGUGGACCGGCCCCCUGCUGAAAAAGGGAUGAGGAACCUGUGGCCCUCCAGGUGUGGCUGGACUACAACCUCCAUCAUCCUGAUCAUUGCCUAUGCUGGCUGGGCCUGAUGGGAUUUGGAAUCCAGCAGUGUCUAGAGCAAGGUUUCCCAAACUUGGGUCUCCAGCUGUUUUCGGACUACAGUUCCCAUCAUCCCUGACCACUGUUCCUGCUAGCUAGGGCAUAGCUGCCAAGUAUCCCGUUUUCACCAGGAAACCCCCUUUUUUCCUACUGCUUCCCGGCGGUCUCCCGUAUAGGUUUUUAUCCCGUUAUUCUCCCUUAAAUUGGCUUCUGCCGGCGGCCAUUUUUCUGGUGCCGCUUUGCCCUUCAAUGGGCACCAGAAAAUGCCUGCGCCGGAAGUCGCUUCUACGCGUAUCCGGAAACGCGUAGACGCAACUUCCGGUGGCGCUUUGCCCUUCUAUGGGCACCAGUAAAUGGCGGCGGCGGAAGUCGCGUUUCCGGUCAUGCGUAGAAGCGACUUUUCUGGUGCCCAUAGAAGGGCAAAGCGCCACCGGACGUUGCGUCUAUGCAACGUCCGGUGUUGCGGGCUGCCGAUCCCGGAUUUUUCCAUCCAGGACUUGGCAGGUAUGAGCUAGGGAUGAUGGGAUUUGUUGUCCAACAACAGCUUGAGACUCAAGUUUGGGAAACACUGGUCUAGAGUCUCACAGGAGACCCAUCCCUGCUCCAAACCAUUGUGGAGAAGAAGCACACUUUGUCACCCUUCCAGAACUCUCAGCUUAUAUGGAGCAACUGAAUGAGCCCCGACUCUUGAAACAUUCCUUGGUUGCAUACUGAAGCUUGGUUGUGAAGCUUUUUUAAAAAGAAAAACACUAUUGCAAUUCAGACUAAUUUAAAAAUCAAUGGUUUUUUUUAGGCCAUUUGUUUCUGUUGGGUGUGGAUUGCACUCAGUAUCAGCUGGUUGUUACUAAAAAGGUAAUAAAAUUGGGGCAGAUCCUUCAUAAACUUACACCGAAUGCAGAUGUACCAUUUCCCCAAUCUCUUUCACCAUGGUUGAGGAAUUGGAAAACGAUACUUUGACACUACACUUUACUGCUUUGCUCAACUCAGUUUAAAAAUAAAGUAAGUUUGCAUUUAAGUUAGCUAUUUCCAGGAUCCAGUCCUACCAAGCCACAAAAUUUCCUGUUGAAGAUCAUGGGUGUUAUAUAAAAGUGUAUUUUUUUGUAAGAAGAAUCCUUUCAGUCUCUUUUUUAACUGUUUAUAGAUGCAGCAAUAUAAUCUUUGUGUUCUGAACUGCAACAACUUUUAAGCGUGCAGCAAAAUUGAAAUGAAAAAUAGUUUUAAUGUAUAUGCUUGUGAAAUGCUAGUCAUUUGUUUCCUUGGAAAGUUUGCAUUAUGUAACUGGAGGGAUUUUAUGUUAAUUAUAAAAAUGCUAAAUGCUAGGUACUCACUAAAUCCAUUUAUGAGUUGACGGCACUGGAGUCAUUGGCAAAUAGUUAUUGGAGAAAUGUACUGUAAGCUUUUACACAACACGUGGAUAUGAAUGAUUGAUUGGCAAACAAAAUUCCCUAAAGGGUAAGCACACCAACCUAGUUAGAACUUGAGCACCCUACCUGGUCAUUAGAGUGGUUGUAUUUGGACAUUGUGGCCUUCCAGGUGUUGGACUACAACUCCUAACAUCCCUGACUGGGCUUGAUGUGAGUUGCAGCCCCAAAACAUUUUCGGGGGCCACAAGCUUCCCAUCCCUACACACCAUGAACAAGUCUGACCUCUUGACACCCCCUUCCCCACCCUCUUCCCUUGCAGAACUUUGAUGAACACUUAGCUAUAGUUAAUUUUAGCAUGUGUGCUUCAGAAACUAUGGUUUGACAUUGAGCUUAUUUGAAACUAGAUAUGAAGCUUGGUAUGAACCACAGUUUGCUGCUCCCAAAAAACAACAACACACAAUUAGCUACAGCUGACUAGAUACAAAAGCUCCCAAACUCCCAUCUUCUAGCCAUGCACACAAGUUCCUAAGGAGGCUAGACUUAUCCGCAUCAUGCUAAACUACAGUUCAUUGUGAAUGUGGUCUUUUGUAAAAGGGACUGGUGAAUUAAGGUUACUAUCUUAUUUAUGAACAGAAACUUUGUACAUAAAACACAGAGAAUGGGGCACAGAUUAGUGGCAAAGUGCAGAGUAGCAUCUCCAAGAAGGAUUGGGAAAGAUGGCUGUCUAAAAUACUGGAGAGCCAGACAGUUUACGCUCCUCUAACCUAGGUGGACCAAUGCUUAGACUCUAUGUAAGACAGUUUUCUAUGUCCUAGAUGGGAAAAAUCAACAAAUGAGUAUUUCUCAGUCUGGCAUCUUUCCAUGCUGAAAAAGCAACCCCAGUUGUGAGCAGGGAAAAAGCAGGUUGCAUGCCAUUACUUUCCUGCUGGAGGCAGGGAGAAAGAAGAAGACUCCACUUUCGCUUCUUCCAACUCAGCUGAUAAAAGCAGCAUGGGAACCUGGUGCCUCUAUGAGCUGAAAAUACAAGCAGAGAAGUACACUAGUCAAAUGCCUCUGCAGUUAGUAAUGUCAUAAAUGCUAGCCAAUUGGUGCCCCCCACAACUGGCUUUUUCCUAGUUCAAGAUUAACCAGGCUGCAGGUUUUUAUUUUAUUUUUUAAAAAACUGAUUUUAUUUUUUUCAGAACUCACCCUGGAAGUGGAAAAAGUUAUGUUUGCACUGAAUGCAGUGAGGGCAGUUCUAAGGCAGCACCAAAGCUCUCCAAAUGCUAGCUCUUUGUAAGGGAUACUGUCUAAUAAUAUAGAAAGUGUAAAUUAUAUUGCUUCAGUCCAGAUUUAAAUUAUUGAGCUUUUGGUAGCUAGUAGUUCAGCCCACAAUCUGAAAUUCACUAAUAGGGCAUUGUUUUUUGUUUUUUAAAAUAUAUAUACAUAUAUAUAUAUUUAAAUAUGAAAAAGGGAGAUGUAAAUAUACUUAUACUAGAUAUGAAGGUUUCUAGCUGCAUAAGCAAAUAUGUAGUGUAGCUGGUAUUUUGUUGUUCCAUGGGAACAUACUGAGUCUUUUGCAGACCUUGACAAAUCACUUCCCAUGGUUUUGGUUUGGAAAAUGGAUUUCUGUGCUUAUGCCUGUAACAAAUCAGAAUGCACUAUAAAAAAACUGUAAAUGUUAAGAGUUCAUUGUGCAAUAACUAAGUUGACACACUGCACACUUUGAUUAGGCAGUAUUUAUUGAUGAUAUAUUUUGAGUUUUGAAUGGAAUAUAUUGUGUUGAUAGUUAUGAAUGGCCUCAGUAUAAUAAAUUGUAUUUUACAUAUUGAGAAUCUUUGGCUCUUUGAUUGUUUCUGAAUGCUUUUUGAUGAUGCAACCGCUUGUUUAUUUUGCCAUGUGUUCUCAGUAUGAAGACUUUUUUUUUUAAUCUUGUGCAACACAAGCCUAUGCACGCCUUACAAAAGGAAGUCCAGGUUCAGUGGGGCUUACUGCCAGAUACCUUGGUAUAGGAUUGCAGUAUUGCCUUAGUCUAGACUAAGAUUGUGUACAUCCUAUAUUUUUAAAGCACAUCCCCCUCCAAAUAAUUCUGGGCACUGUAGUUCA
Messenger RNA from Zootoca vivipara (common lizard), 5702 nucleotides. It is a transcript of the gene GNB5, whose product is annotated as G protein subunit beta 5. Gene Ontology annotation, molecular function: protein binding. Lineage: Eukaryota; Metazoa; Chordata; Lepidosauria; Squamata; Lacertidae. Gene Ontology annotation, biological process: signal transduction. The record is from RefSeq and is a predicted model, not a curated record.